Cloeon dipterum is the source of this 569-nucleotide messenger RNA. RefSeq lists its product as uncharacterized. The coding region runs from base 26 to 379 and encodes 117 amino acids. The record is from RefSeq and is a predicted model, not a curated record. The transcript is spliced from 2 exons. NCBI's taxonomy places the organism in Eukaryota, Metazoa, Arthropoda, Insecta, Ephemeroptera, Baetidae.
CACCGCGGAUCAGUACCUCUCCAAGAUGCGUUCCUCGGUCGUCUCUGGAUUUUCGCUUGCCCUCUUCCUGCUGGUCGGCACUUUUUGCGCCGUGUCCAGCCUUCCGGCUCCAGAACAAAUCCAAGAUGGGCCGAAUCCACUUUUGGACGAGAGUUUGUUCGGUGGCAUGCCUGCUGAGGAUGAACCGUCUGCAGGAGUGCGGCAAGCAAGGGCUCCGACGUUCUUCGGUCCAUCGAUCCGCGUCUACUCUGGUGGCUAUGGCCAUGGCUACCCUAUCUAUCGGCCAUACGGAUAUUACGGCGGCGGCAGCCGCAUCAUAAUCACCAAGAGGCUGGGUGGCUAUGGUUACGGUGGCUACGGCGGCCACUACUAUUACUAAUUAAUCAACCAUUGAAAUCGACCGUCAAGCUCAUCGUCAGGUGUAGAUGUUACUAUCAUUUUCAACAAACAAUCAAGAUAAAAAGCCAUACUGCCCUUAACAAACCUGUCUGCUAUUUAUAUUCACUUGCUUUAUUUUAUAAAUCGUGUAUAGAGCAAGUUUGAAUAAAAGUAUAUAGUACAAACCAUGA